UAAUGACGAACAGUCGGCAAAGAUAGAUUGCAAUAAACACGACGAAUCGGUACGAUGGCACUUCGGCUAGGGUAGCAGCUGAUUCUGUACGGUAGACUAAAGUCACAAUAGUUUUACCCACUAAUCGUGCACACUCCUUCCAUAAGACCCCAGUCCAAUUACAGUGCCGACACCAGAAAGUACUGCUUAUGUUAUUUAUCGUAGAACAUCAAUUAGAUCAUUAUAAAUAAACAAAAAACUUUUGUUUUCAAUAAUAGAACACAUGCGUCAGAUGUUUUUGCUGCGGAGCGUUUAUUUAUAUCAACACAGCGACUUGACCGAUUGAAUGAAUGUAUUCGUGUUCGACUGCCUUAUUUCCAUCUUAUAGGGCAGCUAACCUCACAGAGCCAGCCAGGUGAAGUAGACUGGCCUAGCAGGUCACCUUGUGCUUCCAGCGUGAGAUAUAAAGCAAACUAUUGCUCAAGAUAACAAUGUAAAAUUGGAGAAAAACGUAUCGUUGGCACUACUAAGUUGGCAUUCCGGCUUCUACAUCAGCGUCGUCCGCUACCGUCCCCACACCACAACAAAGGCCUCAUCGUAGCUUUUGGCGGUUGUCGGUUGUGGCCUGCAGGGGCAAAGCCAGUUGUCAAAAACAAUUUUCUUUGUAAAAUUACAGAUAGAAAAUGAGCAACUUCAGCGAACGAAUACUAGAACUCUUGCGUGAACAUGAUUUUCCGGGAGCGGAAAAAUUCGACGAAACUGACAUCGAAAUGAUGGCAACAAACAGGCAUGUUAGAGAUUUUUUUGUAAAAAUAGCAAGUAUGGACCCUCAGCUCUUCCUCAACAAAGACCAAGCCAGAAUACUUCAGCUCGCUGGUGAGAUGAAUGAUCCUUCCUUUGUUCCUCUUGAACCAGGUGCGGUUCGCAAACAGAUGUGUCUCAUCGAGAGUAAGAGACGUCGUGAUAAAAUUCUGCAAAUGAGACUCCGGCAUAAACAUGAGGAAAAACGCCAACUAGAGGAAGCGAUCGCCGUCUUAGAAGCAGAUGAAAGAUUUCGAACUGAACACCGCAUUAAAAGGGAAGCUGAAAUGGAAUUGGAAGAAUUACUUCGUAGGGCAGCAGACGAUAAACUUAACAAGGCACACGAGCGGGUUCAGAAUGCUAUUACCAUGUUCAUGACGAAAGGUCAGUCCCAUCUGAAGAAAUUGACAAACAUUGUCGAGAAACUCAAGGAAUCAAAUGGACUGCGCAAUAUCAUCAAUCAGGAGAAAUAUGUCACUCUUGCAAAUGAUAUCGUAGACGCGUGCGAGACGCUCCAUAAAAUUGUCAACCGACCGGACCCAGACCCGGAGCGCUACGCGGUACCACUAGGAGAAAACAAGGGUGUAUACCUCCUGAAAACGCUUCGCGACGCGUCCGCUCAGUUAGAUGGGCAGUGCAAUGACAUUUUGUCUGUCAUGAGGCAGCUUGGUGGCAGCUCUUUGCUAUUCGGCCGUUUCGAAAAAGCUUUGACAUCUUACCGAGAAUUGAUCCAGGACUCCAUAAAGAUCUUUAUCAAUGAGCUGUUCCAGUCGACAUCAGCAGCUUCUAAACGACAAUUGCAACAGUUGGAACCUUUAAUGACAUCCCUGGAAGCUGUAAUCUGGGCCCAAAGGUGUAUUAUUUCCGAAGAAACUGUGUUUCUCCAAAAAUGUCACGAAUCGUUUGAGUCAGGCGAUGAAUGGGCCAGAUCAAUAAUGUUGGCCCUGCCCGGAAUCGAAGGCGGCAUCAAAAACACGACGGCCACGAAUAGAAGGCCUGCUAACGUUACCCAAAUGGGUGACGGUUCCUGUCUGCACCCUUUAUCUCAAUCCGCGAUUCUUAGUUCAACAGUACUAGAGACAUCGGUGAAUGGUACGGUCAAGUCUUUCUGUACAUCGAUGUCGAGCGCAGGUCCUAGCAACGCAGACAAUGGAGCUCAGCUUUGGCGAACUCCCCAGAUAAUUGUACAGAUAGAAGAUACUCUCAGCUCAAUGACACGUUUUUGUAAUGCACUACAUCGGGCGUGUGAAGCGAUUCAGAGUGAUCGAAGGGUGCUUCGAGGAUGUCAGGGCGUUGAGGUGAUUUCGGAUAGCGCUCAAACUCAGCUCAGGUCACUGAAAGCGGAUAUGGAGAAGAAAAAGUCUUGUAUUAUGCGGCUUCUUCAAGGACGAGAUCAACUCCUAAAGGACCAGCAGGAUCAAAACGAAGCUCAUCAGCAACGAAUUCUAAUAUCAUUUUCCAUUGUCAAUCGAGACAGCUAUGAGAAAGCUGUCGAACACACGAAGUUAUUCAAAUAACAACAAAACUUGUUUAUAGAAGUGAGCAACGAUUACCGGACUUUGUGUAGUGUUAUGUUUUGAAUAAUAGUAUUUGAUAUUUUGUAUUGUGUACAUCGCCAGCAGUGCUUUGCCUUCUUCUAGUAUUUUCUACUUUUACCUGUUUUUAGAAAAAGUCAGUAUAAACUGGGACUCAGGGUUUUUUGUAUUGAAGAAAAGCUAGCUUUUAUUUAGAUAACUACUGUUGCUGCUGCUGCUGUCCUCUAGGUACAAGGGGUUUUUAGAAAAAUGGAUUGACGAAAUAGCCAUAUAACAACGUUUGAUCAAACAUAUAUAUUCCAUAUGGUUCUAAAAAUUUCUUGGUUCCUAUACAGAAGACCACUUUGUUGUUGUUUAGAUGGGUCCUAUUAUAUAAAUAGCAGACGUCAUUUACAUGAUAACAAGCCACAUGUUCGAAGUUUAGGGUAUACGUUUUGCUCAAAUUAUGACAGUAGAUGUCCAUGUUCUAACCUAAACUAGGUACUCCACACUCGUGUGUGUCGUUCCUCGGUCAGUAUUUCCUCUUAUACUUAGUUCCAGUGAUGGCUACAACAGGUGGAGGGCUGAUACAACGAAGAAUUCGUGUGCGAGUUACAAGUAUGCUACUGACAUGUGAAGGCACGAAUAAUGAUGGGGAUUAUGAAUUUGCCUAGGAAUGUAAGAGUAAAUACUAGAAAAUUGACCAGGACAUAACCAACCCUUAACCUUUUAAAGAUCGAUUGCAAACAACACUAAAAGGGCGUAUACUGAGAUUAUAUGCUAUGGAUUCUUGACACUUGUUGUCGAAUAGUGGCUUUAUUGAUGGCCUGUUGGCAUUUUGCCUGCUUACUGGAUGCAGGGGCGGAUAAAUCUUAUCCUAGACACGUUUGUUUCACUGUUGAAGGUUCAAAGUGUAAUGCAACGCUAAUGCAGUUCUGAACGUACUAUUCGAAACUACGGUCAUCUCGUUGUGUGCGAUCAAAAUAACGAAAAUCAUAUCUGACAACAAGGCCAAGCCAGCUCCGAGAUCCGGAAUUCAAUAAAGCAGACAUGAGUUAUACUGUUAGGUUGUCUAGAUCUAUUUAGUUAACUGAAAGUGUGGGCUAAUUUUCAAAUCAUAUAACAUAGAAGAGAGAUAUUUUGGUAAAUGUUAGACACGCUACACCUUCCUGUGUCAACAAUCAAGUCAGCGCUUUAGGUGCUUUCCCAUAGUAUCUGCUUGCAGCUUACAUUGCCAUACUAAAUUUCGAGAAAAUCAAUGUCUAUUGAUACUACGCCACCUAUCGUUUCUUUUAACGCGAAGAAGCAAUUGAACUUAUGAAGAUAUAAAUAUGGGAAAUAUGAAGACUAAAGCUACCGCUAGAUUCACUUUCACUCGACCCAGACCCAGAUUGAUGUACAGCGAUGAGGUCACAUUGUGCAUUUGAGUAAAUAUUUGACGUACUGUGCAAAAAUAUGGAAAUGGAGUAAUUCGAUAUUGUGCUAAAGAUAUGAAAAGAAGAUUGAAAGCUAAGCUGUUGUAGAAGCUGUAGGACAUGCGAUUUGGAAUCAGAUUUAUUUCGGUUUCCAUUCUGACGACGGCUCAGGUGUUUUAAGCUGCCGCAUUGGUGAGAGGAUAUUAAGCCUGAAUGCAUACUGAAAAAGAAAUGAUCACUCUUUUUCGCGGCAGAAAUAGAUUUAUCAUCAAAUAACGUAUACACCGUACACCGAAUUUUUUUUUCUAGGGAGUUUAUUCGUUAAUGCGUGUAUCGUUUGAAAUUUCAAGUACAGAAGUGCUACCACCAACUAUUUAUACAACUGAGGUUCGUAGCUCUCUGUCUGAACGAUAAUACCGAACGUAAAAUACAUGUCUAAACAUUCAUUUAGCUCUAUCAACUUCGACGCGAUGAAUGCUUUUAGUCAAAUUGCAUG
This is a messenger RNA of Varroa destructor (honeybee mite), 4205 nucleotides long. RefSeq lists its product as uncharacterized. The record is from RefSeq and is a predicted model, not a curated record. Lineage: Eukaryota; Metazoa; Arthropoda; Arachnida; Mesostigmata; Varroidae.